Molecule: messenger RNA, 607 nt
Organism: Eriocheir sinensis (Chinese mitten crab)
Lineage: Eukaryota; Metazoa; Arthropoda; Malacostraca; Decapoda; Varunidae
Exons: 3
Coding region: 42-569 (175 amino acids)
Cellular component (GO): extracellular matrix
Source: RefSeq, a predicted model, not a curated record
GGCAGCCGGGGUAGCAGUGACACCUCUUCCUCGGGUGGAUCAUGUCUUCCCUCAAGGUUGUUGCCGCCUUGGUCGCUCUCCUGGGCACCGGCGCUGCGCGCCCAGACCAAGGCGCCGCCCCACCUGCCCCCCAGCCUGCCUACGGUGCACCCCCGCCGCCACCCACAUAUGCCCCUCCUCCCCCACCUACCUAUGCCCCUCCUCCCCCACCUACCUAUGCCCCUCCUCCCCCACCCACUUAUGCCCCCCCUCCACCACCUACCUAUGCCCCCCCUCCACCACCGAAGUAUGGUCACCCUGAGCCAGAGACAGCGAAACCCACCUACUCCUUCGACUGGGCCGUCAAGGACGACUACUCCGGCAACGACUUCGGUCACCAGGAGACCCGAGACGGCUACAACACCCAGGGCUCCUACUACGUGCUGCUGCCCGACGGCCGCGUCGAGAAGGUCACCUACACCGUCAACGGUGACUCCGGCUUCGUGGCCACCGUCGAGUUCGAGGGCGAAGCCAAGGUGGAGGAGAAGCCCUAUGGCCAAACGACCACCCCAACUUACGGCCAGACGUAAACCCCGGCACAGGCCUAUCACACAUGCCCGGCUUACAC